This is a messenger RNA of Strongylocentrotus purpuratus (purple sea urchin), 477 nucleotides long. Its product is annotated as histone H2B.2, embryonic-like. The record is from RefSeq and is a predicted model, not a curated record. NCBI's taxonomy places the organism in Eukaryota, Metazoa, Echinodermata, Echinoidea, Camarodonta, Strongylocentrotidae. Gene Ontology annotation, molecular function: protein heterodimerization activity; structural constituent of chromatin; DNA binding. Gene Ontology annotation, biological process: nucleosome assembly. The transcript has a single exon. Bases 75 to 446 code for a protein of 123 amino acids. Gene Ontology annotation, cellular component: nucleosome.
ACAGUAUCCAAAGAAUAAUUGCUUGACAUACUCGUUUCGCUGCAUCUUUACAGACCAGAAAACCUCAAUUCAUCAUGGCUCCAACAGCUCAAGUUGCUAAGAAAGGCUCCAAGAAGGCAGUCAAGGCCCCUCGGCCCAGCGGUGGCAAGAAGAGGAACAUGAAAAGGAAGGAGAGUUAUGGAAUCUACAUCUACAAAGUCCUCAAGCAGGUUCAUCCAGAUACCGGCAUCUCCAGUCGGGCCAUGGUCAUCAUGAACAGCUUCGUCAACGACAUCUUCGAGCGAAUUGCCGGCGAAUCUUCCCGCCUCGCUCAGUACAACAAAAAGUCAACCAUCAGCAGUCGCGAGAUUCAGACCGCCGUCCGCCUCAUUCUCCCCGGAGAGCUGGCAAAGCACGCUGUGAGCGAGGGUACCAAGGCAGUGACGAAAUACACUACCUCCAAGUAGACAGGUCAUAUCCUGCUCUAAUUGGACAUAA